AUUGCGACGACAGCUAUUUGAAGCGGAAAAAGAAGCACGAUGGACUGUACUACAAAAGCAUGGGCUUGUGGAGGUGGAGAAUGAUUCUUCCGCGGUUGCUGGUGACAGUGGUAAAGACGCAACUCCUCCUUCUGGUGCCGAGCAGAACGAAGAGGUUGCAGUGACUUUGACUCCUACAGGGCUAAGCGAAUAUUAUCCCUUUAUCCGAGGUAAGAAGACUCAAUUCGAUAGCGUAUUGGUGCCGCGGGGUACACGAGCAGAGCAUCGGCAAGCACGCAAUCCUGGUACGCGAUUUGAGAGUAAAAUCUUGGAAACUUUUUACUCCAAUGCUAAACAGAGAAGUAAGAAACCCUGGAACCGUGUUCCGGUAGUCAUAUCAACUGCCCGCGAAGAAGCCGCUUUGAAAGAUUUAGAGAUAGAGACGACGGAAAGGCAGCGAAGGGUCAUAAAUGCAUUUCUCUUUAACACAUUGCGGGUCAUACAGCUAGAGGAAUUGGUUGAGGCGUACUGGGACACAUGUGUGCUGGGAGUGCUGACUAUAUUUGUUAAGGCACAAGAACUAGGAGAGUUGUAUAUACUAUUACUAAACAGACUAUCGUAUAAUUACUAGUUGUACUACAGACUAUCGUGUAAUUACUAGGAGGAUUACUUACGGCUACUCGACGGCGGCUCUAACUCCCGUGUCCUGAUUGAUUCUAGGGUUGCAAAUGACGAAGAUUAUGG
Molecule: messenger RNA, 723 nt
Organism: Amoebophrya sp. A25
Lineage: Eukaryota; Dinophyceae; Syndiniales; Amoebophryaceae
Source: the annotation of a GenBank genome assembly